UGUUGUUCGGGGCGAAUGGCAGUUCGUUGGCGCAUGGUUUACGUAAAAGCCGCAUAAAUCGCUGGAAAUAUUAAUUAGAAAUAGGUUCCUUAGCAAAAGUUUAAGCUUAAAACCAUGUCCAGCGCUGUGACUCGCUUGUUGGAGCGCCUGCCACUGAAAAAACAGACGGCUCAAAGUGGUAUUCGUAUUUUUUCCAACCAGGAACCGCAACAGCAGCAAGAAAUUGAGGACGAUGAAGAAUUCCGAGUGCUGAGCCUGCGGACGGUGAAGCAGCAGUUUCAGCGGCGCCAGCAGGUCCGCCGAGAUCCCGUCCCACCGCCGCGCACCAGCCGCAUGGCAGUGGAUCAGGACUGGACGGCCGUUUGGCCGGGACCACGAUCCUUCCACCCGGCCAGUGUGCCUCUGCCACUGCGCCAGGGCUUCACGGAACGCGGAGCAGCAGCCCCAUCGAAGUUCGCCAAUGCGGAGUUAAUGAAGAUACCCAACUUUCUGCACUUAACACCGCCGGCCAUCCGCCAGCAAUGCGAGGCCAUCAAGAAGUUCUGCACUCCAUGGCCAAAGGGUCUGGAGACGGAGGCCAAGUGGCAGCGCCACUUCCCCCUGGAGGUCACCACCACGGAUUACUGCCAGAGUUUACCCACGAUCAGGAAUCCGGAGGCCAGGAGGGUCACCAUCUCCAUGAAGCUCUCUGACCUUAAGUUCGAUGCGCAUGCCAGGGAUAAGUUCCUGCGCCUGGUGGGCGAUCGCUACGACAAGGACACGGACAUCGUUACCUUCGUCACGGACCGGUGUCCGCAGAAGAAGCAGAACUAUGACUACGCCCUGUAUUUACUCACCGCGUGCUACCACGAGUCCUUCGUCACCGAGCCCUGGGAGGCAACCAAAUCGGAGGCGGACAUGGAGGUCUAUCUGUUCGAGCGGAACCAGUCGAAGCUCUCCGCUGAGCGAAUCCUCAACUGGAACGCGCAAGAGGGUGCUCCGAAAGUGGCUCCCAGCAAAUCCUUUGCUGACUGCGUGGAGCAGCUUAUAAACGAGGGCGAAAACGAGUACAACUUGGGCAAAUACAAGGAGGAGGUGAAGAAAAUGCUAAACAUUGCAUAGGGAACUGAAGAAUUGAUUAAACCAAUAAAGCGUUGUUAACAAAUAAA
Molecule: messenger RNA, 1148 nt
Organism: Drosophila santomea
Lineage: Eukaryota; Metazoa; Arthropoda; Insecta; Diptera; Drosophilidae
Gene: mRpS35
Product: 28S ribosomal protein S35, mitochondrial
Exons: 2
Coding region: 115-1101 (328 amino acids)
Biological process (GO): mitochondrial translation
Cellular component (GO): mitochondrial small ribosomal subunit
Molecular function (GO): structural constituent of ribosome
Source: RefSeq, a predicted model, not a curated record